Molecule: messenger RNA, 1417 nt
Organism: Octopus bimaculoides (California two-spot octopus)
Lineage: Eukaryota; Metazoa; Mollusca; Cephalopoda; Octopoda; Octopodidae
Product: WD repeat domain phosphoinositide-interacting protein 4
Molecular function (GO): protein binding
Source: RefSeq, a predicted model, not a curated record
UUUAGAGACAACCUGACCUGUUUCUGUGGUUCUAUAUCCGGGUGAAGCACUCUAAUUGUUGUAGGUCACUUGAUGUUUACUAAACAGAACAUGUAGCAGUCUCUAGGACUUUUUCACUAAACAUCUACAACUAUCUGUGAUACCCAUGAAGAAUUCAUCAUUCAGUUUUAAAACAGCAGGAUGUCUAAACCAGUUAUCAAUAAUUUGAGGUUUAAUCAAGACCACGGAUGUUUCAGCUGUGCUUCAGAUACUGGCUUACGUCUCUUCAACAUAGAACCACUCACAGAAAAGUUAAAUGUCGGAAAAGAAAAUAUUGGUAGCAUUUCUCAUGCUGAAAUGUUGUUCCGUACCAACCUUAUUGGAAUUGUGGGAGGUGGAAGUUGUCCAAAGUUUGCUGACAAUACUGUGUUGAUCCGGGAUGAGAGUCAAAAGUCGGAAAGGAAGUUUGCCCUUGAAUAUAUUUUCUCACAACCUGUCAUGAAUAUACGCAUGAAGAGAAACAAACUGUUCUGUGUGCUGCGAAAUGAAAUCCAUGUGUUUUCUUUCCCCAAUAACUCCACACAUUUGUACUCAUUCCGAACACGAGAUAACUUCAAAGGCUUAUGUGAAAUAAGUACACUUCGAGAAGUGGUUGUGUUUCCUGGUCACAAAUGUGGAAGUGUUGAAGUAGUGGACUUGGAGAAAGUUCAGCCAGGGCAGUCAGUAUGUCCGGUGAUGAUCAGUGCUCACCAGAAUGAGCUGGCUUCUUUGGCUUUGAACCAGAGUGGCUCUAUUUUGGCCACAGCCUCACGCAAGGGUACACUGAUACGGGUGUUCAAUGUUUAUAACAAACAGCUGCUGGUUGAGCUUCGCAGAGGUUCUGAUACUGCAACAUUAUACUGUAUAUCUUUUAGUCAUGAUUCUGCCUUCUUGUGUGCCUCCAGUGACAAAGGGACAGUCCAUAUAUUUGCUAUCGAGGACACAACACUGAAUAAAAGAUCCACUUUUAAAAAAAUGGGCUUUCUUGGUCAGUAUGGUGAGUCGCAAUGGGGCCUUGCCAACUUCACUGUUCCAGCAGAAUGUGCUUGCAUUUGUGCUUUUGGCUCAGGAAAUUCUGUUGUUGCCGUGUGUGUCGAUGGGACAUUUCACAAAUACAGUUUCACAACCAGUGGUAGUUGUAACCGGGAAGCCUAUAACAUCUUUCUGGACAUUGGUGAUGAUAUGUACUAAUGUUGCAACUCUAUAGACAUUGAGGAUUAUGAGUAGCAAGAUUGGAACUUUCUGGAUAUUAGGAGCUUUCUGAACAUCAGGAAUUCCGUAUAUUAAGACUUGAGACUUCUGACAAGUGCAGAAAUUCUGCUUUCUUUGUAGCAAUGUUUAUCUAAUCUUGCUAUUGAAAAUGUUUAUUUUUUUGUUUGUUUUUUUUAGACAACUCUCU